Messenger RNA from Porites lobata, 615 nucleotides. Lineage: Eukaryota; Metazoa; Cnidaria; Anthozoa; Scleractinia; Poritidae. The record is from the annotation of a GenBank genome assembly.
GUAGUCUCCUUGUAUGCCCCCAAUCGCAAUCCUGCAAGAGACCAAUUUCUUGAGCUGGUUCCUUCUUGGGUUGAUCCUGCAAUCCCCACAGUUGUGUGUGGGGAUUUUAACACCGUUUUUGAUCGUUCGCUUGAUCGUGCGGGAUCUGUGGCUUCUGACACCUCUAGGGAGAGUUCUUCUACUCUCUCUUGGCUCUUUGAUGAAUGUUGUGUCGUUGACGCCUGGCGUUACUUACACCCCUCCUCCUCUGGUUACACCUGGAUGAGUCCGGACGGCUCUGUUUCCUCUCGUAUUGAUCUCGUUGGUUGUCCGUAUGUGUGGGUCCCUUCUGUUUCGUCGUGUGAAAUUGUUCCGUGUCCGUUCUCCGACCAUUGUGCUGUUCUUUUGUGUGUCACUGUUCCGGAUGUCGUCCCCCCGGGUCCCGGGCUGUGGAAGUUGAAUAUCUCCAUUUUGGAGGAGGUGGAAUAUGUUCGCCAGGUUGAGAACUUCUGGUCCCGCUGGCGUGACCAGAAGGUUCGUUUUCCUUCCCUGGCUAAGUGGUGGGAGGCUGGCAAAUCUCGUAUCAGGGUCUCUCUAUCAACUAUUGUUGCUCGAAGUCAUCUGACACUGCGAUGA